AUGCCUAUUCUGUUGAGAAAAUGUCAGCUUUCCGUCGACUUUUUGUCAAUUCUGGGAUCACCAGCUUUUACAAUAAAAAAAUUGUCAUUUUUUCCAGAUCGAGCUGAGGAAACUUGCCCUGAUUUUGAAUUGAAUGAUUUCUGUCUCUCGCAAUGUCGGCUUUCAUACAUCGAUUGUACUGAAGAAUGUGAAUCUUCAUCAUGCCAGAAUUUAUGUCUUUUGAACUUCCAAGAUUGCAAUGACUUUUGCCCCUGUGAAGUUGGUUGUCCAGAAGGUUGCAAAAACUGCGACAAUCCACUUUGCACCGAAAAAUCUCCAGCUGAUCAUCAAAUUAUGGUCAUUCCAGAGUAUCUCAGCAAAGCGUACAGUAUUUCUGGUGAUGGCAAAUUAAUAAAUCCAGGAUAUUCCUUGUCUGCUCCUUCUGAUGACUAUGCAAAAUGGUCAGCAAAUGCGAUUUUUAGUGACCAAUUAUUCAUUUUUGGCGGCGAUUCUGACAGAAAAAAGGUUGCUCAAUUGGAUGGAUGUGAGUUCAAAGAGCUUCAUAUGAGGCUGAGUAUAGAAGCCUACGUUGGUACUGCGGCUUUGACAGCCAUCAACGACGACCACGUACUCAUAUGCUUUGGAACAAACUCUGAGAACAAGUGCAAUCUUUUCACAGGCUCUGCAGUCAAUUCCGUUUCCUCUACAACAUUUGGUCAUCGACACGGAUCUCUUGGUUAUUACCAUGGCAGACCAACGACUGUUAGCAGCUCUUCUACUGAUGGAUACAGUAAGGUUGAAUCGUUGGCAGAGGACGGCAGUUGGAUUCGACAAUCUGAUCACCCAAGGCACCAAAAGUUUUCCAAAUAUUACUUAGUUUUUAAUUUAAGCAAUAUCCAUGCGCAUAACUUGAUUGGCUUGCCGAGUGGAGCAUUGAUGAUGGUCGGAGGGUACAAAAGACAAACAGAUGAUUAUGUUACGGAUAUUUGGCUGCUAAACUCAGAAGAGUGGAGUCUCGUUGGAGAUUUACAAAAGAGCGUUGCCUAUGGUUCUGUUUUAUCAAUCGACUCCUCUGUCUACAUUUUUGGCGGACGAGGAGAUACAGAAAUCGCAUGGGAGUACCAGUAUCCAAUUCAAAGAAUCGAUCUCGAUAAAGAAGAAGAGAUCGAAAAUGUUACCGAAAUCGGCAGUCACGGAGAGCACUUUUACAAUCCUGUUAUUUUUGAAGUAACUGAUGAGUUUUGUCGGAUGAUCUGA
Messenger RNA from Oikopleura dioica, 1236 nucleotides. Lineage: Eukaryota; Metazoa; Chordata; Appendicularia; Copelata; Oikopleuridae. The record is from the annotation of a GenBank genome assembly.